CUUUAAUUUCACUCCAAAACACCUCUGGUUAGUUAAAUCUAAUUUUUUACUUAUAAAGCAUGAUCUCACCCUUUAUCAACGUGUGAUUUGCCUAAGAUGUUGGGCAAACUUUAUAGGCCGAACCUUUGGAUGUGUAUGGACUAUGGAGUUCAAAAAACUCUUUGACAUACACAUCACAACAAUAAAAAAUCAAGAAUCAACUACCGAAGUUUCGGCAGACAAGGGUGAGGAGGCUCUACCCAGUUUCUCAGCUUUGAAUCGCCUCUGCUCAGCAACCAUUGAACUGAAAACCUCCAACAGCCCAUCCAAUCGCUCUUCAGGCUCCUCCCCUGCCGCUUUCAGUGCAUAAACGAUGCUCUCAAUGGUCGACAGACACCCAGCCUUAGGCUGUCGCCUGACAUCAGAAAACAAGCUCGACUUCCCCAAAUCCAACUUCAGAUGCGGCAGAAGCUUCAGCCAUGGGUUCUCUUUGUACACUUUCUUGGCCUUGGACCAUGUCCCAUCCAAAACAAUCAGAUUCUUCACUUCAAAAUUGUUCAUCCCACCUCUCAGCUCAUCCACGCUCACCACCGAUUCAUCACUCGGAUACAGAAGCACCGACCCUGCAGGAACCUUCAGUUCGAACUCUAGGUACUCUUCCACAUUCCCCUCGCUGCCACAGAGCUUCUUCCGCUUGUUAAACUUCCUAACCAUAAACCCUUCUCUCAUUGCAACUUCAGCGGCUGGUGAAGCCACAAUCUCAUGGAAGCUCGUUACUUUCUCCCCCAUCCAUUGACAAUCCAUGAACUUCCCGCCCUUCCCAAUACUCAUAGACAUGGAAGAACUCGACCCAUUGAAAUCGAAACCCUCGACUACUUUCCGGUGCCUCCCCGAUACUACCCAAUCAAGAUCCGAGCUUCCCCUGUUCUCGACCGGCUCCAGACCCGAGCCCGGGAUCGAGAUGACGAACCGGGCGUCGAAUUGGACGUCGUAAACAGUGAGCACAUCGACAUUUUUAAGUCCUAUCUUGGCGAUUCUUGCGGAAUUAAUAGGGUGCUUCGUCUCUAAGCUGUGCUGGAGAAUGGUGACGCUCACCUUGUUCUCGAAGCUCGGGUACCGCAGCUUGGCGCAGAGGCAGAGGAGGAUGGGCCGGGUGCAGGAAGGGCAAGUGGGUCGCUUCGAAUUGGACGAUCCGGUCACCGCCAUUUUUAGGGUUUCCGGAGGACGGCGCCACCAGCUGUGCGAAUGGAAUGCAGGACGAAGAGGAGAGCAGCGGAGAAUCGUGACGUGGUGUGGAGCCCAUGGCGGGUUUCGGGUCGGUAUCCGGAUCCGUAUAAGAACCCGCUCGGCCAUCGGUUUGAUUUCCCGAGUGUUUGGGAAUUAAUCGGCCUAUAUAGCCUCAGAGCUACUUCAAAGAAAACGGCGGCGUUUGGGUGGUCAGAUUUAUCACUGAGGGUACUUUUGGAAAUUCGUAAGGCGAGAAGAAGCGGAGCAGUUGACCUGAAAGGAAUUCCCACGCGCCACCACCGUGGCAGUUAAUAACAGCUCGCUUCUUCUUUUGUUGACAUUUCCACAAUUUGAAGUUGAACAGAGCGAAAAAGAGAAGAAAAGUGGCGAUUUCUUCUUCUUCCUCCUUGAUCUGAAUGCGAGGUUAGACUUUGAAUUUUGAGGCGUCUGAACGAGAAGGAGAAGGAGCGAGAGGAGAAAGGGAUAAUAAGAAAGGAGGAAAAUGCUCGAUUUCUGCUUCACGAUCCCGUACGGGCUGAUUCUAGUGGCAGGGGGAGUGAUGGGGUAUCUGAAGAAAGGGAGCUUGGCGUCGUUGGGCGGCGGCGCGGGGACUGGUUUUCUACUUAUCUUAGCUGGGUAUUUGAGUUUGAAAGCUUUCGAGAAGAGAAAGAACAAUUACUUCGCUUUAGCCAUUGAAACAGUAUGUGCUGCUGCUCUGACAUUUAUCAUGGGGCAACGUUACUUGCAAACCUCAAAGAUCAUGCCUGCUGGUCUCCUUGCUGGUAUCAGUGGUCUCAUGACUGCAUUUUAUCUAUACAAAGUUGCAACAGGUGGCAACCACAUUCCGAGCAAGGCCGAGUAAUGGCACAGUGUGACAUGCUACAACACUAACCUCAAAAUACAUACCGAGAUUUAUGAAUUUGGCGAUAGCUCUGUAUUGAAAACACCCUGAAUUUCGUCUGACACAUCUGUAGCAGUAUUAUUCUACAUUAUCUUUUUAUAACCACUUUGAAAC
Messenger RNA from Linum tenue, 2221 nucleotides. NCBI's taxonomy places the organism in Eukaryota, Viridiplantae, Streptophyta, Magnoliopsida, Malpighiales, Linaceae. The record is from the annotation of a GenBank genome assembly.